Molecule: messenger RNA, 1260 nt
Organism: Alosa sapidissima (American shad)
Lineage: Eukaryota; Metazoa; Chordata; Actinopteri; Clupeiformes; Clupeidae
Product: interferon-inducible GTPase 5-like
Cellular component (GO): membrane
Molecular function (GO): GTP binding
Source: RefSeq, a predicted model, not a curated record
AUGACUCACAUCUACGAAAACCCAGAGCCUGACACUGACACUCCAAGCAUCGACACCGAAGAUGAAUAUUUUAAGGAAAUCUUUGAGAAUUUCCAGAAAAACUCUAAGGAAGCAGCAAACUCCAAGGUGAAGGAGAAGCUCGACCAGCUAGAAAAUCUCAUCCUGAAUAUCGCCAUAACAGGCAACACAGGUGCUGGGAAAUCUUCCUACGUCAACGCGAUAAGGGGGGUGCAGGAUGACGAGGAUUCAGCUGCAACUGGGGUGACCGAGACAACCAUGGAGCCCCUUAAGUAUCCUCAUCCUACUAUGCCCAACGUACAGAUCUGGGACCUGCCAGGAAUCGGAAGCCCAAAGUUUAAGGCGAAGCAGUACCUCAAGGAUGUCAAAUUUAAACCGAUCUUAAUCAUCAUCACCUCUGAGCGAUUUAAGGAGAACGACAUCAUGCUGGCCAAAGAGAUCAGGAGCAAGAAAAGACGGUUCUGUUUUGUGCGCUCAAAGAUCGACAACGACAUCCGCUCAGAGAUGAAGAAAAAGAACUUCAACAAAGAGGAGGUUCUCAACAAAAUCAGAGAAGACUGCACAAAGAAUCUGAAAAAAGUAGGGUCCCCUAAAGUGUUCCUGGUGUCUUCCAAUGACCUUGGCAAUUAUGAUUUCCAACUACUGAUCGACACCCUGGAGAAGGAGCUUCCAAAUCACAAGAGGCUGGCACUGAUCCAGUCCCUUCCUGUUUGCUCAAUGGCUAUGGUUGAUAAAAAGGUGAAGGUCCUGCAGAGACUCAUCUGGCUUACAGCAUUUGGCUCCAGCGUCAUUGCCAUGGCUCCAAUACCGGGCCUGUCAUUCGCAUGUGACCUUGGCAUAAUGAUAUCCUUCUUCCAAAGGUGCUUCGAAGCUUUGGGCUUGGAUGACCGGUCACUCAGAAACCUGGGGGAAAGAGUGAGCAAGUCAGUCAAAGAGCUCAAGAUGCCCAUGAAGUCACGCUUCACAGGAGGAGUCAACAGGAAAGUUGUGAUUAAGUUCUUCACCUCGGUCCCUGUGGGCACGGCGAUGACCAUCGAGUACAUCCUUAGCAUGGUACCUGUUGCAGGUGCUCUGGUUGCAGGAGGAGUUUCCUUUGCCACAGUCUUCCAUUUACUGAACAAGGGCCUUAAGGAAAGGUCAGAAGAUGCCAAAUUAGUGCUGAUGAGUGCAGGUCUCGAAGGAGCAGAGCAAGACAAAGAGGAUAACACUAAUGACAACACCAAGGAGCCAGAGGAGAAAUAA